This is a messenger RNA of Fimicolochytrium jonesii, 975 nucleotides long. RefSeq names its product anticodon-binding protein. Gene Ontology annotation, molecular function: rRNA primary transcript binding. Gene Ontology annotation, cellular component: preribosome, large subunit precursor; nucleolus. Gene Ontology annotation, biological process: maturation of 5.8S rRNA; maturation of LSU-rRNA. The record is from RefSeq and is a predicted model, not a curated record. Bases 1 to 975 code for a protein of 324 amino acids. The transcript is spliced from 4 exons. NCBI's taxonomy places the organism in Eukaryota, Fungi, Chytridiomycota, Chytridiomycetes, Spizellomycetales, Powellomycetaceae.
AUGCCAGCCACCGACCCCAACGACAUAAAAAACAAAAUGAAGCGCUCCGAAGUCGUUUCGAAGCUCAAGUCAGAAAAGUCUCGAGCGAAGCUGAAACGCCGACAGCGGAUCCAGAAAGAGGAAGCGGACGCACCCGAGUUGAAGGAGCAGCGGUUGAAGGACAAUGCGCCAAAGACCUUGGAUAACAUGAGGGAGUUUGACGAGACGGUGGUGGGAGAGGACGAGGAGGUGUUUCAGGAGGAGGAGACGGAUGAGUUUGCGCAAUAUUUUGGGGGAUUGCCGCCGAAGAUCUUGGUUACGACGAGCAAGAGGCCUAGUGCGAACGUUUACGAGUUUGCAGAAGAGUUCGUAUCGAUAUUCCCUGACGCCGAGUUUGUGAAACGUGGAUCGCAGUUCGAAAUCAAGAAGAUUGUGGAACUUGCCAUUAAGCGGAAUUACACAGACGUUGUGGUUGUUAACGAGGACCGAAAGAAGCCAAACGCCAUAACGAUGAUCCAUCUGCCACAUGGACCAACGGCACAUUUCAAACUGAGCAGUAUAAAGCUGAGUCAAGAGAUCAGGGGCCACGGCCGCGCCGGUCCCCAAAAACCCGAAUUAAUCCUCAACAACUUCAACACCCGUCUCGGCCACACCAUCGGCCGCUUCUUCGCCUCCCUCUUCCCACACGUCCCCGAAUUCAAAGGCCGGCAGGUCGCAACCUUCCACAACCAGCGCGAUUUCAUCUUCUUCAGGCGACAUCGGUAUAUUUUCAAGGAUGGCGAGCGGUGCGAUUUGCAGGAGUUGGGACCGCGGUUUACGUUGAAGCUGAGGUGGCUGCAGAAGGGGACCUUUGAUACCAGGUUCGGGGAGUAUGAGUGGAUGCAUAAGGUAUGGGCUAUUGUGUUUUGCUUAUGGGGAUUGCAGCAUAUACUCAUGCAGACUCUUUUCUCUACGCAGCCGGAAUUGGACACCAGCCGUCGCCGGUUCUUCCUGUAG